AUGAAUUACACUUGAAAUUUAUAAUAUUCUUCAUUUCACACGAGAUUGCUGCAAUAUACCACCCACUAUUAUUUUAGACUUUUUACAUGUAUUAAAAAAUAUAUAUUAUAUGAAAAUGAUAAAUUAUAAAUAUUUUUGUUCUUGAUAAAUUUGCAUAAUAAAAAGUCUUGUUCAAAUAUUAUUAUACAGGUGAAAGAAAACAUAAUAAUAAUGUUCAACAUUGACGCAGAGAGGAAGAAAGAAAGGGAAAUCGUGAAUAUAAAAUACCCAUUCAUGCAUUCAAUUUGAAAUAUACUUGUGUCCCUCCCAAUUCACCCAUUCAUUCAUUGCAGAUUAACCUAAUUUACAGAAAAAGUGAUUUUCUUUUUCAAUUUCAUACCUUAAUUUCAAUUCCUAUCAUCCUUUUCUUUAUUAACAAUAAUCAUAUCUAAAUAAGCAAGCAUCUUCAAUUAUUCAUAUUGAUUUUAUCAUAAUCCUCAUCCUUCUAAAUAUUGCCACUUUUCAUUGAUUUGAAUUUCAGAAUUGUUGCUUGUUUUUAUGCUUGCAGUUUUCACUUCAUUCAACAACUACAUGGGGAAUUGUGUGGUUAAGUCUCACUCUCAUGUGAAAGAGGAUGAUUCUCUUCAUCAGGACGUCGAAUUUGCUUCUGGGAAGGUUCAUCUUAUUAAUACCAAAGAAUCUUGGGACCAAAAGUUAGAACAAGCAAGAGGAGAUGGAAAAAUGGUUAUUGCAAAUUUCAGUGCGACGUGGUGUGGUCCUUGUAAGAUGAUUGCACCAUAUUAUUGCGAGUUAUCCGAGCACUAUCCGUCCAUUAUGUUCUUACUAAUUGAUGUCGAUGAACUAAUUGACUUUAGCACGUCGUGGGACAUUAAAGCCACGCCGACGUUCUUUUUUCUUAGAGAUGGACAAGAGAUUGACAAACUUGUAGGAGCCAACAAGCCAGAGCUGGAGAGGAAGAUUGCUAGUGUUAAUGUGGUUCCCCGACAUCAAUAGCGAUUCAUGAAAGUUAUGCUCAACUCUUCUUCUCUCAUCAGAGCCUGCAGUGAUAUGUAUUCAAUGUGUAAUCCUACAACUUUGUCGCUGUAUUUUUCUUUGUAAGUAAAUAUGCAAACAUUUCAAACAAAUAUCUUGUAUUCAAUUGAUAUCAUUGUAGUUAAAAGAAGUUUAUUUCUGAUAUAUAAAGAAUUGUUGAGUUUUACAGUUUUAAAAA
Messenger RNA from Lathyrus oleraceus (garden pea), 1210 nucleotides. Its product is annotated as thioredoxin H-type. The record is from RefSeq and is a predicted model, not a curated record. The coding region runs from base 538 to 993 and encodes 151 amino acids. NCBI's taxonomy places the organism in Eukaryota, Viridiplantae, Streptophyta, Magnoliopsida, Fabales, Fabaceae. The transcript is spliced from 4 exons.